UGAGUUUUCGACGAGAAGAAAGGAGUCGUCCCGUGCCCGUCGAACCUUAUCCAGCCGCCGCUCGCCGCCCGGCAGCCGUGCGUUCCAUGCCCAUCCGGCGACCCCCGUGUAGCAGCGAGCAUUCCUCCCCUCCCAUCUCCUUCCUGGCUGCUCCCCUUGCUGAUCUACGGGCUGCUGCCCCGUCCGGCUGACGGCUGACCGACGAAGCGGCGCGCCGGUGGUCUCGACCUCGACGUCUGGCGUCCGUCCUUGGGCAUUCCGCCUCAGCCAAAGGAAGGCAUAGAAGAAAUAAGACAAUAACAUCUUUUUUUUUUCAAGCUCAAACCACGGUCCUUUGUAUGCAUUGAAACUGCCACUUUUUUUUUUUUGGUCAUUUAUACAACAGCGACUGAUUGACCAUGCCUAGAGAUUUGAGUUAUAAGAGAGAGUCAGAAGGAGGGCGAGGCCGUGAGGGUGCCGUAGCUUAUAUCAGUUCGUGUGUGCUUUGACGGCUCAAAGGCUGCAUAUUUGUUGGCUUGAUUUUGUUCAUCUCCGAACUCCAAAUUCUAAUGCUCUCCGUGUCUAAACCCCUUCUCUCCCCGACCUCCCUUGCUGCCAUGGCUAUUCGGCUGCCGCCGACGCCGCAUGCACCAACCCACUACGCCCCGCCUCACAGGCGGACAUCGCCAUUCCGCCCCGUCAUGCGAGCGGCUCCUUCUUCUUCCACCGCCGCAACGGCCGUCUCAUUGCCGCCAUCUCCCAAGAAGGUUCUUGUGCCCAUUGCCAUGGGCACAGAGGAAAUGGAGGCAGUCAUCCUAGCCGGCGUCCUCAGGCGAGCAGGCGCUGACGUAACGCUGGCCUCUGUGGAGGACGGCCUCGAGAUUGAGGCUUCCUAUGGGACGCGCAUCAUCGCAGACAAGCCCAUUGCAGCGUGUGCAGACCAGGUGUUCGACCUUGUGGCUGUCCCGGGAGGAAUGCCUGGUUCAGUACGGCUGAGAGAUAACGAGAUCCUUCAGAGAAUUAUGGUUAGACAAGCUGAAGAGAAAAGAUUGUAUGGUGCUAUAUGUGCUGCACCAGCUGUUGUUCUCAUGCCCUGGGGUCUUCACAAGGGAAGAAAGAUCACCUGUCACCCGUCCUUCAUAGGAGAUCUUCCAACAUUCCGAGCUGUUGAGUCAAAUGUUCAGGUUUCAGGAGAGCUCACUACUAGUCGUGGUCCUGGGACAGCAUUUCAGUUUGCUUUAUCAUUUGUCGAGCAAUUGUUUGGGCCUCACGCUGUUGAAGAUGUGGACAGUACUUUGAUUGAUGCUGCUCUUGAAAGAAGUACAGAAGUCAACAGAGUUGAAUGGCCUUUUGAUCACAAACCUCAGGUUCUCAUUCCAAUUGCAAAUGGGUCUGAGGAGAUGGAGAUCAUAAUGUUGGUGGAUAUUUUAAGACGGGCAAACAUAAAUGUGGUGUUGGCAUCAGUUGACGAGUCCACAAAUAUUGUUGGGUCUCAAAGAAUGAAGAUUGUUGCUGAUAAAUGCAUAUUGGAUGCUUCUGAUUCAAAAUAUGAUCUAAUCAUUAUUCCUGGGGGACCUGCUGGAGCUGAGCGUCUUCACAGGUCUACCACUCUUAAAAAGCUACUCAAGGAACAGAAGCAAGCAAGCAGGAUGUAUGGUGGGAUCAGUUAUUCUCCAUUGAUAUUGCAGAAGCAAGGUUUACUCGAGGAUAAAACAGUGACUGCUCAUCCUUCCAUAGUCAAUCAGCUCACUUGCCAGGUUAUUGACGGUUCAAAGGUUGUGAUUGACGGAAAUUUGAUUACUGGGAAGGGACUCGGAACAGUCAUGGAUUUUUCCCUGGCCAUUGUAAGAAAAUUCUUUGGCCAUGGACGAGCGAAAAGUGUGGCAAAUGGAAUGGUUUUUGACUACCCCAAGAACAGAAACGCCUAGCAUUCCUGGUACUAUGGAGUAAUGCGCUGAAUGUUUGGUUAUGGGAUAUGGAUCUUGCGGUAGCUAUGCUCAAACUUUUAAGUGACUGUCUCUUGGGGAGAUGGCAAAACUUUCUUCUGUUGCCACCUUAGUGGAUAGCUGCAGACUGCAGUGAAAUGCCCACUAAUUAUGUUGGGAUGAACCACAACUGCAUUGGGAAAAUCCAGUUUGGGUCAGUUCAUCUCGAGAUGUUCCUCGCCGAUGCGGCAUCAUGGGCAUCAAGGGCUGCGUGCUCCAUGUGUGCUUUGAGGGCGCGGAGGACCUCCCCAGCGGCGGCAGCUCCAAGUACAGCAGCAGCGUCAUGUGCUAGUGGGCGCUGGACCCGUCGCUGGAAAGCAUGUGAGAAUAUAUCGGCACUAUGUUGACAAGUUUAUUUUCAACCUCUGGGCAAUCUGCUUGCGUACGCUUUCCUGAAUAUUGAGGUGCAUGACCUGCAAAGAUGACAAUACAGCAAGCAGAAAUAGAUCCAUCCAACUGCUCAUCGUUUGAUACUGCUUUGGUGGGUAAUACUCCCUUCGUCCCAAAAUAAGCGUCUCAACUUUGUACUAACUUACUAAGGUUAAGACACUUAUUUUGAGACGGAGGGAGUACUUGCUUAUAAUUUUGCUUCGUGACUGAACGAGUUUAUGUUAUGUUUGCUGUCAGAAUUUUGCAAUGCUGGUACUAGAACACUGCCAAAACUGGUACUCCCUCCAUACCAAAAUAUCAAACGUUCUUUAUUUUGGGUCUAAAUUUAGACCAAACAACCAUCUUAUAUUUUGGUACAGAGGGAGUAGUAUUCGGAGAAAAAAAAGGUGACGAAAAACAAA
This is a messenger RNA of Triticum dicoccoides, 2755 nucleotides long. Its product is annotated as protein DJ-1 homolog C-like. NCBI's taxonomy places the organism in Eukaryota, Viridiplantae, Streptophyta, Magnoliopsida, Poales, Poaceae. The transcript is spliced from 10 exons. The record is from RefSeq and is a predicted model, not a curated record. The coding region runs from base 549 to 1907 and encodes 452 amino acids. Gene Ontology annotation, cellular component: cytoplasm. Gene Ontology annotation, biological process: glyoxal metabolic process.